This is a messenger RNA of Heterostelium album PN500, 1050 nucleotides long. Its product is annotated as geranylgeranyl transferase type-1 subunit beta. Gene Ontology annotation, molecular function: CAAX-protein geranylgeranyltransferase activity. The record is from RefSeq and is a predicted model, not a curated record. Gene Ontology annotation, biological process: protein geranylgeranylation. NCBI's taxonomy places the organism in Eukaryota, Evosea, Eumycetozoa, Acytosteliales, Acytosteliaceae. The transcript has 2 exons. Gene Ontology annotation, cellular component: CAAX-protein geranylgeranyltransferase complex. The coding region runs from base 1 to 1050 and encodes 349 amino acids.
AUGUCAAAUACAUUAGAUAUAGAGAAACAUGUUAAAUAUUUUAAGAGAUGUUUAAAUGCAUUGCCUUCGCCCUACGCAAAAGGUCUAGCCAAUCAUCUAUCUCUUACCUACUUUGUAAUUUCAGGUCUUGAUUUGUUAGGAAAGAUAGAUGAAAUUCCAAUCGCAAAGAAAGAUAUAAUCGAUUGGGUUUACUCAAGACAAAUCAUACCAUCAGAAUCAAACCCAGAUGAUUUCAUAAAGAAUUGUGGAUUUAGAGGAGCAAACUUUUUGGGUCAACCAUAUUGUGGUGGUGUAGGUUGUCGUUGUCUGUUUGAUUUCGAUAUGCCGAGUAUUGCCAACACCUAUUGUGCUCUGGCCAUUCUUAGAAUAGUUGGCGAUGACUUUGGCAGAGUGAAUCGCGAUGCUAUCACUCGUAGUUUGAAGUUGUGUCAGCAACCCGAUGGUUCUUACGUUGGCACUCCAUUUGCUGGUGAGAGUGAUAUGCGUCAUCUCUAUGCUGCCUGUGUCUGCUCUUUCAUGAUGGACGACUGGCGUGGUAUUGACCGUGACGCCGCCACCAAAUAUAUAUUGGCAUCGCAAAACUACGAGUAUGGAUUCGCUCAGGUUCCAGGACAGGAGGCACACGGUGGUUCCACCUACUGCGCGGUGGCGUCUUUGUCGCUCAUGGGCAGACUCGACCUGCUCACUGGCGAGCGUCGUGAUAAACUCGUACAUUGGCUUGCCAACAAGCAGAUCACCGGUUACUCGGGACGUAUCAAUAAGGAUCCAGACACUUGCUAUUCGUUCUGGGUCGGUGCAACUCUUGCCAUUCUCAACGAAACAAAGGUUGUCGAUCAGAUGUUGCUACGUGGAUUCAUCUACUCUGCUCAGGAUCCAAACAUCGGUGGAAUCGCCAAAAUACCUCAGAACAUGCCGGAUUUACUUCACUCCUAUAUGUCACUCUCUGGAUUGACACUACUCAACGAACCAAACCUCAGACCACUCAAUCCAUCACUCGGUAUCUCACAAAGAGCUGCCGGUGAAAAUUGGAAUAAAAUUUUAAUUAAUUAA